AUUGGAAUGAUUGGAACCGGCAGCAUGGGCGGCAUGAUGUCUCUUCUGUUCGCCGAGUACGGCAUCCACACGCACUACUACGACCCUUCCAAAAAGAACAUCGAAGCCCUCCAAUCGCACGCCAAAGAAAGCAAGCACGAAGACAAGAUCACCUACCACGACGAUCACAAGUCUUUGUGCGAGGCUCUAGAGGACGGUGAUAAACCCAAGGUUUUCAUGUUCAGCAUCCCCCAUGGCGGCCCCGCCGACGACAGCAUCGAUGCCCUCGAACCCUACCUCAAGCCAGGCGACAUCAUCAUGGACGCCUCCAACGAGCACUGGAAGGCGACCGAGAGACGACAGGCCCGCCUUGAGCCAAAGGGAAUCCAUUACAUUGGAAUGGGCGUCUCUGGGGGCUACCAGUCUGCUCGCCAUGGUCCUUCCAUCUCCCCGGGUGGCAGCAAGGAGGCCCUCGACAAAGUUUUCCCCUUCCUCCAGAAAAUCGCGGCCAAAGACAACAGGGGACGGCCAUGCGUGGCCAAGCUUGGACCGGGCGGAUGCGGGCACUACGUCAAGAUGAUCCACAACGGCAUUGAGCACGGAAUGAUGACUGCCCUCUGUGAAGCCUGGGCCAUCAUGAACAUCGGCUUGGGCAUGGACUACGAAGAGAUCGGCACCAUCUUUGAGAAGUGGAACGGUGACAAGCAAAGGCCAUUGAGGGACAACUUCUUGAUUGACAUUGGUGCCGAUAUCUGUCGGACCAAGGAUGAGAAGGGCAACUAUGUGCUGGCCAACGUGCGUGACAAGGUCGUUCAGGAUGUAGACAACUCCGAGGGUACGGGAACGUGGUCGGUCCAGGAGGGUACCAGACUCCAUGUGCCAGAUCCUACCAUUGCCGUCUCGCAUCUUUUCAGGGUAGCUUCGGCAGAUGCAGCGAGGAGAGAGACAGUCAACAAGGCGCUGGACGGAAAGGGGGUGAAGCCCGCUCAAAUCGAGGGUGUCGAUAAGGCCAAGUUCCUGGAAGACUUGUACAACGCUGUCUACGCCUCCUUCCUCAUGUGCUUCAUCCAGGGCCUGCACGUCCUAUCCAAGGCAAACGAGGAAAACGACUGGAAGCUCGACUUUGCUGAUGUACUGCAGCUCUGGCGCAAUGGAUGCAUCAUUCAAAGCGACGGAGUUGCCGAUUUGCUCGAGACUGUGUAUCGCUCGAGGGAGCAUGACAACGAUGAUCUCCUAGGACACCAAACGAUUGCUGGCGAGCUGGCAAAGACGUACCCGUCGCUCAAGAGGGUUGUACUGAAGGCUAUCGAGUUUGAUCUACAUGCUGGAGCGCUGGGUACCAGUCUCGAAUACUACAAGUACUCAGGUUCGACUGAGCUACCCACCCAAUUCCAAGAGGCCGAGUUGGACUACUUCGGGGCUCACAUGUUUGACCUAAAAACUGCUGAGCCGGGUAAGCCGGUGACGGGUAAACACCACUUUGAGUGGAAGCCCGCGAGAGGUAUUCUGGAGACGAACGACUAGAGAUUUUCUGCAUUCCUGACUAAAAAUUAUGCUAGUACCUAAACAAUGACCUUCAAUAAAAGGGAACUAAUAUCAACGGAUUGGACUAUUCUCCCUC
Neurospora crassa OR74A is the source of this 1600-nucleotide messenger RNA. Its product is annotated as 6-phosphogluconate dehydrogenase. Bases 7 to 1503 code for a protein of 498 amino acids. Gene Ontology annotation, cellular component: cytosol. The transcript has a single exon. Gene Ontology annotation, molecular function: phosphogluconate dehydrogenase (decarboxylating) activity; NADP binding. The record is from RefSeq and is a predicted model, not a curated record. Gene Ontology annotation, biological process: pentose-phosphate shunt, oxidative branch; pentose-phosphate shunt. Lineage: Eukaryota; Fungi; Ascomycota; Sordariomycetes; Sordariales; Sordariaceae.